AGAAAACUUUUGUGGAAAACUCGGCCAGAAGUUAGCAAGUGUCAAGUGAAUCCACAACAUCACCACAAACGUCUUUUCAAGCCAGUACCCACUGCUCCAGACCAGCUGACUGUUGAUUCAGUGGAAUCCACAUCAGCUGCUGUUAGCUGGAGCCAGCCACCAGGAUUGGACCAAAGCCAACAUCAUUACCAGAUCUCUUACCACUGUUCAGGGACAAAACCACACAUCACUACCACGUCUUCACACAGCAUCACUCUCUCUGACCUGCAAUGUGGUUCUCAGUACUCCGUCACUGUCUGCACUGAGCUGGAAAAUGGAAAGCAAAGUGAACUGGUGUCAACAACCCUCACCACAAUACUUCCUGUUCCAGACCAGCUGACUGUUGACUCAGUGGACACCACAUCAGCUGCUGUUAGCUGGAACCAGCCACCAGGAUUGGACCAAACCCAACAUCAUUACCAGAUCUCCUACCACUGUCCAGGGACAGAACCACACAUCACUACCACGUCUUCACACAGCAUCACUCUCUCUGACCUGCAACGUGGUACUCAGUACUCUGUCACUGUCUGCACUGUGAUGGAAAAUGGAAAGCAAAGCAAACUGGUGUCAACAACCUUCACCACAGUACUUCCUGCUCCAGACCAGCUGACUGUUGACUCAGUGGACACCACAUCAGCUGCUGUUAGCUGGAGCCAGCCACCAGGAUUGGACCAAACCCAACAUCAUUACCAGAUCUCCUACCAGUGUCCAGGGACAGAACCACACAUCGCUACCACAUCUUCACACAGCAUCACUCUCUCUGACCUGCAAUGUGGUACUCAGUUCUCCGUCACUGUCUGCACUGUGCUGGAAAAUGGAAAGCAAAGUCAACUGGUGUCAACAACCCUCACAACAAUACUUCCUGCUCCAGACCAGCUGACUGUUGACUCAGUGGACACCACAUCAGCUGCUGUUAGCUGGAACCAGCCACCAGGAUUGAACCAAACCCAACAUCAUUACCAGAUCUCCUACCAGUGUCCAGGGACAAAACCACACAUCACUACCACAUCUUCACCCAGCAUCACUCUCUCUGACCUGCAAGGUGGUACUCAGUACUCUGUCGCUGUCUGCACUGUGCUGGAAAAUGGAAAGCAAAGCAAACUGGUGUCAACAACCCUCACAACAGUACUUCCUGCUCCAGACCAGCUGACUGUUGACUCAGUGGACACCACAUCAGCUGCUGUUAGCUGGAGCCAGCCACCAGGAUUGGACCAAAGCCAACAUCAUUACCAGAUCUCCUACCAGUGGCCAGGGACAGAACCACACAUCACUACCACGUCUUCACACAGCAUCAGUCUCUCUGACCUGCAACGUGGUACUCAGUACUCUAUCACUGUCUGCACUGUGCUGGAAGAUGGAAAGAAAAGUCAACUGGUGUCAACAACCCUCACCACAGUACAUUUUCAGUGGUGGAGGAGACCAUCCAGAGUUGCUGCAGUGUGUGUUCUACUGGCUGUCAUCAUAGGCCUGUGGGAUUCCUAUGCAACUGCAGAGCGAGACCAGCUACAGAAUAGUCUAAAUACCAGGACUACAGAGAGAGACCAGCUACAGAAUAGUCUAAAUACCAGGACCACAGAGAGAGACCAGCUACAGAAUAGUCUAAAUACCAGGACUACAGAGAGAGACCAGCUACAGAAUAGUCUAAAUACCAGGACUACAGAGAGAGACCAGCUACAGAAUAGUCUAAAUACCAGGGCCACUGAAGUAGACAAGUUGAAAAAGAGUCUGAACACUACAACUAUGGAGCGUGACCAGCUACAGAAGGAGAUAGAACGACUGAACUGGGAGAACAAAAGGUCCUGUCCUGAAGGAUGGAGAAGGUUUGGCUGUAGCUGUUACUACCUGUCUACUGAGAAGAAAUCAUGGGAGAAGAGUAGACAGGACUGUCUGGAGAGAGGAGCAGACCUGGUGAUCAUUAACAGUGAAGAGGAACAGACAUUUAUCAAUGGGUUUAAAUCAGUCAGUUAUGCCUGGAUUGGUCUGACUGACUCUGUUACUAAGGGGCCCUGGAAAUGGGUGGACGGCACCCCACUGACCACCGCAAGGUAUUGGAGAAUUGGACAUCCUCUUGGUAGUACACUCCAUUACUGUGCGUUCAUCCAUCACAUGUCAUCAGGCCAUGGACAAUGGUGGAGUUUUGAUUGUUCCUCUUCAGAACAUUGGAUCUGUGAGAAAGUCUUCUCAUAGUUACUUUCUCUGCACUGCUGAUUAAUGAACUCUCUACUGCAUGGGUGUCAAACUCUGGCCCGCGGGGUAAUUAUAUUUGGCCCGCGAGACAAUACCAAAUUACUACUAGAGCUGGCCCAACGGUAUUAUACAGCGCAUUCACCGCUAAUACUACGAAUCCCAUAAUGCUCUGCUGUUGUUUUCGCGCGCCAAUCAGGACAGGACCCUGAAACGCCCUCUCCUCUGUGACAGAAGUCAUAGCAACAUAGACGCUACAACUGUCAGCGCGCUACCCUUCCCAAAAAUCGCGCUUUCUGGAGCUUUCUGGACAAGUGGGAGGCAGAAUAUCUGUUUACAUAUGUAAAAGACAAACCUGUUUGUCUUGUUUGUGGAGUCAACGUGGCUGUAAGUAAGGAGUACAACAUUAGACGACACUAUGAAACGAAACACCAUGACAAAUACAAGGACCUGGACAUGACUCAAAGGAGCCAGAAAGUAGAGGAGAUGAAAAGAAGUUUGGUUUCACAACAGAAUAUGUUCAAAAAAGCCACAUCACAAAGUGAGGCUGCUGUAAAGGCUAGUUAUAUAGUGGCAGCAGAGAUCGCAAAAUCAGCCCGGCCCUUUAAUGAGGGAGAGUUCGUGAAAAAGUGCAUGAUGAACGUUUGUGACCUCGUAUGCCCAGAGAAAAAGUAAGCAUUUUCAAACGUGAGCCUGAGCAGGAACACAGUAGAUUUCUUCAACGCAGAGCCUGAGCCCAGACAUUGAUGAACUAGCAACUAGCAAGAAGAGAUGCCAGGUAUCUGGCUUGGGCACAUCAGAUUAGAUCAGUGUGCAAUAACUAACGUUUUCUUUGUGCACUUUUUCUUGCUACAAGGCAUGGGCUUGAAUGGUUGAUUGAUUUAUUAUCAUUUUAUUUGUAAAAUGAUUAGCCAGUGGAAAAAGUUUAUUUUGGUAUUUAAAUCAGAAGGCUGCAAAUAGAAAAGAGGCAUACGAUUUUUAUUUAAAUUUUAUUUAUUUAAUAAAUUAAUGCCAUUGAUGUGUUUUUUCAUUUAAAAUUCGAUUUUGCAUGUCUCCACUAUUAAAUUAUAUAUUGUAUGGUAAUAAGCGAUGCUUGUUCCAUAUUCAAUGUUAAAGCAAAACUUGUUUGGGUCCAUAUUAAAAGGUUAAUUUGUUCAAUGUUGGCCCGUGACUUUGUUCAGGUUUUACAUUUUGGCCCACUGGGUAUUUGAGUUUGACACCCCUGCUCUACUGUAUGUUAAUGAUGGUCUGAAGACUGAUGGGAUUUGAUAGAAUGGUACUCUGAACUACAGCUAGGAGAGAAACACAUACACACAUUCAGACACACACACACACAGUACCUGAACAAGAGUCUCCCACGGGAGAAAACAACACCUUUAUUAGACAAAGAGGAAAUUCUCUUUUGGUUCGAGAUACACUGAUUUUGAAAUCUCGGGAGGGGCUACUUCAUCACGUGACCAUGAACAACCAAUCAUGACCAACUCAUGUCCACUAUACAAGCUGACAAUCAUUUAUUCAUAUGUCAAACAAUGAUGUGUAGAAUAGGGAGAUAUCAUUCAAUAGCCGCUGUCAAUCAAUUACUGUUACGUUUUACACUUCUAAACACAUUUAAAAUGACUAUGUUUAUCAGG
This is a messenger RNA of Salvelinus fontinalis (brook trout), 3854 nucleotides long. Its product is annotated as fibronectin-like. Lineage: Eukaryota; Metazoa; Chordata; Actinopteri; Salmoniformes; Salmonidae. Gene Ontology annotation, molecular function: protein binding. The transcript is spliced from 11 exons. The coding region runs from base 577 to 2226 and encodes 549 amino acids. The record is from RefSeq and is a predicted model, not a curated record.